AUGUCGGCAACGAUGGAAGACGUUAUCGAAAACGGCUCUGCUACGGUUUCGCAGCUACAGCCGAAUGCUAGUGAUGAGAUCUCAGCCGAGGAGGUUGCGCUUUAUGACCGACAGAUUAGAUUAUGGGGGAUGGAUGCACAAGCUCGGAUGCGCAACGCGCAUAUACUCCUCGUGACGAUUAAAGCUCUAGGCAACGAAAUUGCAAAGAAUCUGGUAUUGGCUGGUAUCGGAGCGAUUACGGUUCAUGAUGCGGAAACUACGACGGAGGAGGAUCUCGGGGCGCAGUUUUUUGUGGAUGAUGAGAUGGUUGGUUUGAAUAGAGCAGAAGCAGCGGCACCGGCGUUACAAAAGUUGAAUCCGAGAGUGAAGGUUUCUACUGAUACGACGGAGGGGAUUGAGAGUAGAGGAGCGGAUUAUUUCAAGAAGUUUUCGGUGGUUAUUGUUACCGAAGCUGAUUUUUCGACUUUGACAUCGAUCAAUAAUGCGUGUCGAGAAGCCGAGGUUGCCUUUUAUGCGGGUUCUAGCUAUGGACUUUAUGGAUUCGUGUUUGCGGAUUUGAUAAAGCAUCAGUUUGUGAUUGAACGGGAGCGAUCGAACGUCGAAACAAAGAUCGGGAGCGAGACACGGACGAGAAGUCUAGUCAGUGCUACUACUAGGAAGGAACCAGGGGGGAAAUUCACAGAAUUUGUGACGAAGGAAGAAGUUUAUUGUCCAUUGGAGCAGGUUGUUGUUUCACAGAUCGAUAAGAAAUGGAGGCCGAGGAAGAGAAAGGCCGUGUCUUCGGUUCUACCGGCCGUUUUUGGACUAUGGAAAUUCCAACAGACACACGGAAGACUACCAGAUCCAGACGAGCAUAAGGAAGACACGAAGUUAUUCAUGGCCAGCAUGCAUGAUUCACGAAAUAGUCUAGGCCUACCUCUCGACAAUGUUGAUCCUUCAUUUGCAAUCUCGUUUUUGGACAGCGUUGGGACGGAGUUAUCACCUGUCGCAGCGAUAUUAGGAGGGAUGCUAGCACAGGGGGUGAUUAAUUUCUUAGGCAAGAGGGAACAGCCGUUACAGAACAUUUUGGUGUUCGAUGGGGAUGUUACCAGUGCGCCUAUUUAUUGUUUAAGGCCGCAGGGAGAUGAGGAGUAG
Messenger RNA from Orbilia oligospora ATCC 24927, 1134 nucleotides. RefSeq lists its product as uncharacterized. NCBI's taxonomy places the organism in Eukaryota, Fungi, Ascomycota, Orbiliomycetes, Orbiliales, Orbiliaceae. The coding region runs from base 1 to 1134 and encodes 377 amino acids. Gene Ontology annotation, biological process: protein sumoylation. Gene Ontology annotation, molecular function: SUMO activating enzyme activity. The transcript has 7 exons. Gene Ontology annotation, cellular component: SUMO activating enzyme complex; cytoplasm. The record is from RefSeq and is a predicted model, not a curated record.